AUGGACAUGGAUAUGGACCUCGAUUUGGGUCCGGAGCCGGAGUUCGAACAGCCACCCCAGCCGAUUAUCACCGAUGCGCCAACACAAGAAGAGGUGGCGGAUCCUCUCACUGAGGAGGCCGUCUACGAAAAAGUCCACGUUCGCGGGGUCGAUGAAAUGACCACCGACGACAUCAAACAAUUCGCCAGUACACACUAUGCCAAUGAGGUGCCCUCCCGCGUGGAAUGGAUCGACGAUACCUCCGCCAAUAUUGUCUACUCUUCCGCCGAGGUGGGCCUUCAGGCUCUCGCAGCUUUGACACAGGUCGGCGAGGAGGAGGGCGACGGCGCAUCCACCCUGCCACCAUUGCGCCUACGGUCGGCCAAGCUUCUCUCAACCCACCCCGACUCUGUCUUGCAAGUGCGAUCUGCCGUCAAGACGGAUAAGAAACAGUCGCGUGCCCACGAAAAGAGUCGUUUCUACCUCAUGCACCCUGAACACGACCCCCGCGAGCGCCUGCGACAGGAAAUAUCUGGCCGGCGACGAGGUAGUGACUCAAGCGAUGGGGACUAUCGGCGACGUCGGUUCGACGAUCGGGAACUGCGCCGGCGUAGGGACCGUGAUCACGAUGACCGCUUUGAUGUCAAUAUGUAUGACGACCAGCCCCAGGCCCAGGCUGAUGGCCACUCUGACUCCGAACGUGGCCGUGGCCGUGGAGGAGACCGGAGACGGCGCCGUGGUAGAGAGCUCUUCCCGGAGGAUGAGCGCUCGUCCGGCCGGCUUCGCAACCGGAGUGCGUCGCCUGGCCGAGACACACUUGACGAUGCAGACCACGUCGAUACUCGUCGCAAGUUCCGUGAGCGAUCACCAAAGGGCCGUGGACGAAACCAGGGCAAAGAGCUCUUUUCAUCCAAUGACUCGGGUGCUCGUGAACUGUUCCCCAACAAGCCGUCCUCCAGCUACCUGAAGAAGGAGCUGUUCCCCAGCAGGCCCAGCAACCACCGUCGUUCAGAUGCCUUUGACGCCGCAGAUGAGACGCCCGAUCUUCUAGGACGAAGAAUUUCCGUCCCAGUUGUCGAUGGUAGCUCGGAUCAACGAACUCGCAAUGUCGAGCUUUUCCCUACCUCGUCUUCUCGGGAGAUCUCUCGCACAGAAGACCAAGGCUUUGCGAUGCGGAACUCGGGGCCCGGCAUGUCGAUCAAAGGCCGAGGCUCAUCAGUUCGCGAGCUCUUCCCAACCAAAUUCGGUGACAAUGCUGAAAAGGAGUUGUUCACUGAAAAGCUCCAGGGACGCGGGGGUCGUCGCCGGCGUGCGGAGGAUUUGUUCGGCUGA
Messenger RNA from Penicillium subrubescens, 1311 nucleotides. RefSeq names its product NCBP3 domain-containing protein. Gene Ontology annotation, cellular component: nucleus; cytosol. The transcript has 2 exons. Bases 1 to 1311 code for a protein of 436 amino acids. The record is from RefSeq and is a predicted model, not a curated record. Lineage: Eukaryota; Fungi; Ascomycota; Eurotiomycetes; Eurotiales; Aspergillaceae. Gene Ontology annotation, molecular function: mRNA binding; RNA 7-methylguanosine cap binding.